AUGCCUGAGCCACGACCAACGUCCCGCGCGCGGGCGUCCAAGGUGACACCGUACGCCCGCCCUCCGCCACGCACCGCGCUACCGUCGAUUGCGAAACAGACGUCGCCGUCCGGUGUCGUCCGGGCGCUGCUUGGGGACACGAGCUCGAUAGAGGCCCGCCUCGAUGAGCUCCAAGCCGACUUGCAGUCCUCGUUUGCCCACCACGCGACGCGCAUGAACCGCCUCCAGCAACAGCGCGGCAUCAACACCAAGCGCAUUCUGCAGCAGCGGAACGUGAGGCCGACGCUCGCGCACCUCGAGCGAGCACCGCUUGGGGACGAGACCCUCUUGUGCCCGAGCUGCCACGCCUUUUGGAGGCGCGACGAUAUCCUUCCACUGCCGUCGCCAUGGGCCGAGUGCCGGAUCAGCGCGAGCCAGAACCACUUUUGCCACGGCGCAUCACACGAGAUUCGAACGUCGCCGCCGCCAGGAACCCCGCAUGUCGCCACGAUCGUGUUUCAAUAUUACGGCACGACGCAACAAGUGUGCCAAUGCCCCGUCGUCGCAGCGCUGCCCAAAGCACGAUCGUCCAUGGACCACCUGCCCGGUAGCAAGGAGGCCGUGGCUGCGCAGGCGGCGGCGCGGGGGUGCAUCUUGCUCUUCUGUGGUCGCCCGGGGGCGUUUGUGGCCGCGGGUGAGGCCCAUGAUGACAAGCUCCGUGGAUUCCUUCCAGGCUUCGCGAUCGGCGGCAAAUACAAAAAAACGCACCGCCGCCUGCGCAGCUACAACCCGGCGAGCGAAUGGAGUGAUUUCGCGCAGCACACGUGA
Molecule: messenger RNA, 807 nt
Organism: Saprolegnia parasitica CBS 223.65
Lineage: Eukaryota; Oomycota; Saprolegniomycetes; Saprolegniales; Saprolegniaceae
Exons: 3
Coding region: 1-807 (268 amino acids)
Source: RefSeq, a predicted model, not a curated record